CGUACAUAUUUUCUCUCGCUGCUGCUGCUGCUGCUGCUGCUUUCAUGCAGACUCUGGUGAAAGUGAAACGUUUUAGUGGCGUCACAAGACGUUGGUGAGAUAGUUGCACCAAGAUGGGGGAGAGAAUGCUUGUUCUUUCGUGGAAGAACCACAGUUCCACGUUCACCAGUGCUAUCUCCACUCUUCGAGAAAAGGAAAAUUAUUCUGAUGUGACUGUAGCAUGUGAAGGUAAAUUCUAUCCUGCACACAAGUUGGUACUAGCAGCAUGCAGUGAAUAUUUUGAAGAAAUAUUCCAACAUACAUCCUGCAGGCAUCCUGUCAUUAUUCUUCAGGAUAUUUCCCACACAGAUGUGGAAGCUCUCUUGAAUUAUAUGUAUGCUGGUGUUGCAAGUGUGUCUCAGAAUGACCUCACUAGUCUCAUCAAAGCAGCUGAAGCCUUGAGAGUUAAGGGGUUGGCUGUGCCAGACGGACCUCCAUCGCAUGGCAGUGAGACUCGGGCUACCGACACCACAUCCAGUAUGAAGACAAGUCCAAAGCCUAAGAAGAGGAAAAAAGCAGAGAAUAUCUCCACGGUGUCUGAAAAUGCUAGUGAAACUUUCCAAGAUAUUAGAAACCAGGAGGACUUCUCACAACAUGAUGCUCACUAUGACCAUGUCAGUCACUCCUCAGAAAAGGAAGAGGUUGGUGGAGCAGAGGAAGAGGAAGUAAAUGAUGGAAUGAAUACCUCAAGUGACACUGCAGAUAACAGUUCUACCAGUCAAGGUCAGAUGGCACUCAAGUCUGAGGCACAAUGUACUGCAGAUAUGCCACAUAAGGAUAUAUUUAAUGAAGUUCAUGUGAAGGAAGAGAUACUGGACAUCACUGAUGACAGACAGCAUCUGUCAUACAGCAGUGAAAUAGAUUAUCAUGCUAUGUCAGAUGGCACCAGACAAGCAGGGGAAAGUGAAGGGGGCCAAGAUGAUCAGAUGACACAAGGUUCUUUCUUAAAAUAUGACAGCCUUGAGGUCAAUCAAAGAAAUUUGUCACAGAAUACCCCAGGAUUUGUUGGUUCCUUGCCUUCUCAACCUGGAGAUCAGCAUAACCCAGGACCAUCCCGGAUGUCUCAAAACGCAAGUAAUGACUACGAGGAAUUUUUAGGACUAGAAGGCUACAGCUGCGAUACCCAGCAAGAGUUGUACAAUCAGCUCACCAACCACCUGAACCUGCAAAACCACCAGCCCCACUUACCGAUGAUACAGAAUAACAGUAAUGAGCUGUUUCACCGCAGAAAUAGAUCUCCAAAAUCCUUGACUCAAAUGUAUUCCGAAAAGAAGAUGCAUCGCUGUGUUCAUUGCAAUUAUUCCACACCUUGGCACUCUGUCUUCAUUAGACAUUGUCGUAGACACUCUGGGGAGAAGCCAUUUUCGUGUUCAUUCUGCCCUUUUCGGUCUAGUCGUAAAAGUGUGGUCAAUCGGCACUGCCUUAGUAAACAUUCAUCAGUCGCUGCUUCUUAAGUAUUGUGCUACUUUAUAUGCAGUCACUAUUGUCAGUGUCUGUCAUACCCAAGAUUAUGAACCCAUUUACCAUGUUUGUAAAAAUAGUAUUGAUAACUGUGGUCCUGUGAAAUCUUAAGUCGUUCCGGUGAUUUUUUGUGCUAAUAUUUUUAUUGUAAUAUACAUACGUAUCUGUAUUUAUUGGUGAUAGAGGUUAUAGAGAUAAAUCUUAAGUUAUUCUCUAUGUAUAAUUGAUGCUUAAUUUUUUUCUUUUCCAAAGAAAGUUUUGUGUAACAAAACUUUUGGUAUAGAACAAUUUAUUUUAUUUUUUAUCAUUUAGUCAAGUUAAUUCAAAUUGUUUAAAUGUUUGUAUUUUGAUAUGAUGUACUGUACAGUCAUCUACCCAUUAUCUGAAAUUAGCAGGACUUGAGGUGGGUCAUAUAACUUGCAAGUUUGGAAACUGGGAUUUUUUUAUUUUUCCCUUCUCAGAUGGAGGGCUUUCACUAUGGCUUGUACAGAUGCGACGUGCACACGCACACACGCGCGCACACACACAUGCGAGCGCGCAUACACACACACAGGCUCUGAGCCCACUGUAUGGGGGUGUCCAGUAGUGUCAUCGAUGCAGUGGACACCAUCUGCUGCAUCACGUAUACGGGAGGUGUUCAGUAGUCCCAUCAAUAUAGAGGACCAGGUCCGCUGCAUCACGUUUGUCCAGUACAGGCCUGAGUAGCUACGUCCAGGACCUGCCUGUUUUCGUUCUUCCAGGGUAAGCAGAGCCCUGUAGUCAUUUCAUCUUCAGUGUUCCUGGAUUUUCAAAUUUUAUCACCACUUUACUAACGUUUGACAUACGGCAUUAUUAACAAUGGCCUGUAAGGCAACAAGAGUGUGAAUCUGAGUUCUAAGCAGGAACCUGAACUGAUAAAGGAGGCAGAGUUUGGUGUGUUGGUGAUAUUCAUAAAAGCAAGGAUAAACUUUCACCAUACAUUCUUAAGUUUAGUGUAGAGGCUAGCAAAAAAGGUUCAUCAGCUGGUUCUAGCAAGCAUAUGAAAAUGGCCCAAGAUACAUUGCUGGUGUAUGUCUACCCAUAUGUUUCUCGCACCACAAACAAUAUUACUCCUGGAGCCUAACAGCUACUCUGACUUGGUAAAAGUUAUUCCGAGUUUCAAUUUAACGAGGAAUUGAUGUAGUUUAGGCUCACCUUUAUACUAGGAAAGCUAAAAAAAAAACUUACUGUAUUGUACUUUUAACUCGUAUUUCCAGGUAACUUACUGUACUAUGUUACGGUUUACUCUUAGUGAUGCAGCAGACUAAAUCUGCUCCAUGGAGCAUUUGUACAUGUCUAGUAGUGUCAUCAAUACAAAGGACCUAGUCCUCUGCAUCAGACAGUUCAGUGCAGUUUAAGUGGACAACCCCGUUCUGCACAUUAAUCCAUCACUCUGAGACUUCACUGUAUUUUACACUGAAAAGAUAAAUAACAUCAGACCUUAAUUUGAUUUAAGCUCAGAUAUGUAUGUAUUUAAAAACCUACUAAAUAUGAAUGAUGAGAAACAUCAAUAACUGCACUCCCAAAUAAACAAGUUUUCUAUAAAAUAUGAAAAUAUUUAAAUUUAAUUAUACUGUUUUAGUAUUCUGCAGUUUGUAUAUUUGGAAAAGAAACAGUUAAAGUUUCUUCUAAUUGUUAAAAUAAUUAAGAGAACAGUCUAGCAUUUUAUAUAAUAUCUUCAAUGCCUUGGACACCACUGAGUUUAUG
Molecule: messenger RNA, 3225 nt
Organism: Cherax quadricarinatus
Lineage: Eukaryota; Metazoa; Arthropoda; Malacostraca; Decapoda; Parastacidae
Product: protein abrupt
Biological process (GO): regulation of transcription by RNA polymerase II
Cellular component (GO): nucleus
Molecular function (GO): protein binding
Source: RefSeq, a predicted model, not a curated record